Messenger RNA from Scylla paramamosain (green mud crab), 4706 nucleotides. RefSeq names its product kinesin-like protein KIF7 (gene cos). Gene Ontology annotation, cellular component: microtubule associated complex. The record is from RefSeq and is a predicted model, not a curated record. Lineage: Eukaryota; Metazoa; Arthropoda; Malacostraca; Decapoda; Portunidae. Gene Ontology annotation, molecular function: ATP binding; microtubule binding; microtubule motor activity. Gene Ontology annotation, biological process: spindle elongation; mitotic spindle organization; microtubule-based movement.
GGAUUAGUCUUUGUUGACAAACAUUUCAGGGAGAGUCGUGAAGGGAACUCGCCUGUGUGUUAUGUUUAUCAUGUGUCCCCGGUGAGGUAGACAUGGAGGUGCCCAUCAGAGUGGUGUCCAGGAUCCGGCCGUGCAGCAGCCAGGAGCAGGGGCGCGGGCCGUGUGUGGAGGCCGCCCCUGCUUCUUCACAAAUUAUCCUCGGGUAUGACCACUUCUGUGACUUCGACGCCGUGUUUGGCCCCGCCGUCACGCAGAAGGAGCUCUACCUCGCCUGCCUCGCCGACCUGGUGCUCAACUUUUUUCAGGGAUACAAUGUGACAGUGCUCGGGUACGGCCAGCGGGGCUCCGGCAAGACCUACACUCUGACGGGGCCGGACUUCCUGUGGGCCAUGAAUGAGGAGGAGUUCGGCCUUCUUCCUCAGGCAGUGCGGCAUAUCUUCAACUUAAUGAGGGAGUGCCCGGGGAGGGAGUACCGGAUCCACGUGAGCUACAUGGUGGUGCAGAGAGAUGCCGUGUACGACCUGCUGUCCGCCACUAACUCCUACCUGCAGCUCAAUGUUCUGGAGGAUAAUAUGGGCAACGUCGUCAUCCCAGGGCUCAACGUGAUAGACUGCAGCAACAUUACCGAGGUAUUCAACUGCCUGGAGGCUGGCUUGGUGCACCGCCACACUGCCGCGCUCCACAACAACGACCCCUCCACCUCACACGCCAUCUUCUCCCUCAUCCUCGAGCACCAGUGGAGUGAUGCGGACGGCAAGAUGAAAUACCUGUACUCCCGCAUGAACUUUGUCGACCUUGGUGGGUCCGAGAGGCUGAUGCAGUUUGGUUACAGUGACUUUGGUCUGCCCAGCGAGGACUCCUUCUUCCUUAACACAGACCUCAAGGCACUCAGUAAUGUGAUCCACUGUCUUGCUGACCAGUCCUACUCCGGCCCCAUCCCAUACAAGGAAUCCAGGCUGACCCAUAUACUGAAGGAUGCGUUUGGGGGAAACAGCCUGAGCCUCAUGGUGUGUUGUCUUUCCCCAUCAGCCGAGGAUUUUGACGCCACUUUUAACACCCUUAAGUACGGCGGCCUGGCUCGCUACAUCCUCAACUGUCCGGCUGUCAACAUGGCCAUCCAGAACAGUGCGCCGGCCUCCUCUGCCACCCUCACCCCCUCCUCUCCCCACACAACGCUCAGGCACCAGUUCAGCAGCAGACAGUCGACGCUGACCGGUGUGCAGAGCAGCGUGCAGCAGUCCCUGGCCACUGUGCAGCAGUCCACCACCACCAACACCUCCGGGCCGCCCACCGAGGACCUCCCGCCUCCGGAACCUGAGGACAUCUUCAAAUUCCAGUUCGCAGCAUCACAGUGGCAGCAGCUCGUCUCCAGCGCAGAGGACCUCUUGGCGGAGAUCCUGCAGACGUCCCAGGUGUCGCCCACAGAGAAGACCCGCAUUGAGUCGUGGAUGUGCAUGAAGGCCGAGGCAGAGGAGUGUAUUGGAGCCGACCUUGGGGCCAUGCGCUUCAACGCUGCAGCCAGUAGGGUGCUGGAGGUCAUUGAGGAGCUUAGCGAACCAGAGAUCACCGGCUCAGUCUCCCCGCUCUCCACCACCACCGCCGCCUCUGACAAGGACUCCAGCGCCUCCUCCUCCUCCUCCUCCUCUUCCUCUGUAUCUUCCUUUGGGGAGGAAUUCUACGACCAGCUGGCAGUUUUAACGAGAAAAUUUACAUCCGUCACUGAGCAGCUGGUGGAAGGUGUGCAGGACAGCUGCGACACACAGACAAACAUACGGGCAAGCGCUGAGCGUCGACGAACCCAGAGGAAGAACGACAGGCUGAAGGAAGAAGAUGAAGAUGAAGAGGAGGAAGAUGCAAAACUCCCACAGCGAUUAAAGAAAGUCUCAUCCACAUCUAGACUUCACAGGGGGCUUCAAGGGGCACCAUGGAGGACUAAGACAAAUGCAGGAAGCCCCCAUAGAAGUCCGUCAACUGGGCCCCCUCCUGUGCCGCUUAGGUCUGAGGAACGCCACAGCUCGGCACUCAAGAGGGAUGCUAACUCAAUCCUGUCUCUGCUGGAGGAGUGCGGGGUGGACACAGACUCUCAGAAAUCAGGGGAGAGUGAUAAAGAGCUGGAAGAGGAGGAGGAAGAGGAAGAGGAAGAGGAAGAGGAGGACUGCCGGACAUCAAGAAGGAAGUCAAGUUUCUCCAUUUCAUCACAAGUGUCGGAAUCACCAAAGAAAAUCCUCAAGUGUGAGGAUGAAUCUGUGUCGUUGGUGGAGGAAAUGAAGCGUGUGUCGGCCUCUAGGGAGUCUCGGCGAGGGCAGGUGCGCCGGGUGAGCAUGGAGCUGCGGACGGCACAGCAGAGACUCAAGCAGCUCAACGCAACCAUCAGGCUGAAGGAAGCCUUCAUACGAGAGCUGGUGCGGAGUGGAGGUGAGGCGGAGGUGACUAAGCGAAAGUGUGAGGCCAAGAUGUCAAGACUGGAAAAGGAGGUUCAUCGCACACGCCAGCUGCACCAGGAGACCCAACACCAGCUCAAGGAACUGAGGGAGGGAGAGUCCCCAAACAUUAGCCAGUUCAGGAGCCGCGUGGACACUCUGAAAAAGCAAAUCUCGCACUACCAGAAGAAGCUGGCGACCCUGGGCAAGGUGGCCGACAUAUCCCAGCAAGGGGACUCCAAAGUGACGGAGCUGGAGGGGAGCGUGAAAGAGAUGCGACGGCAGCAGGCGGAGCUUCAGACAAGACUCAGGGAGGAGACACAGAAGAAGGAGGAACUGGAGCAGCAAAUUAUUCACGACCAGCGACGUAUUAGAGAACUGGAGAUCAAACUGAAGCAAGGGGAGGGUGAGGUGGAGGGGGAACGAGGGUGGCUGGUGGAGGAAGAAGAGCGGAUCUUGAGUCUGCGGGAGGCGACGGAGCAGCUGCAGCAGGAGGUGGAGCGGCGGGAGGAGGCGGUGAGGCACAGGGAGAGAAUGCACCGGGAGAAGGUCAGACUGCAGACCUCCCGUGCCGACUGUCAGGCUGCAGCAGAGGAGGAGGAGGAGGAGGAGGAGGAACCGGAGGAGGGUGAGAGGGAGGAGAGGAGUGUGGGGCGGAAGGAGGAGGACAUCAGGGAGGAGAUCUCUCACCUCCGGGACGCCAGGGACUCCCUCAUGAUGCACCGACAGAAGCUGGACCGCAGAAUUCACAAGAGUGGGGGACGGAGGGUUGGGUCGGGGGAGGAAAGGCGGCUACUGGAGUUGGAUGAAGCAAUAGAAGCAGUUGAUGCAGCCAUUGAAUACAAAAAUGAAGUGAUUUGUGGGCGUGCCAAGGAACUCAAGUCACAUGCAUUGCUUCUCAACCAGGAUCACCUGAUGGAGCGCCUGGUCAGCCUGUCCCACGAAGAGACCCGAUCCCUCCUGGUGAAGUACUUUGGCAAAGUUAUUGAUCUCCGUAUUGAAUUUAGGAAGCAAGACGUUUCUUUCUCAGACUUGGAGACCCAGUACGAGGAGCAGUCCCGGUACAUCAGCGACCUGAAGGCGGCUUACCAACAGGCAAGUCUUGAGAUGGAGAGACGCAUCACUGUGCAGCAGAGGGACUACCAGCAGAAAAUAUCAACGCUACUCAGGCAGUUCAAUGACGACUCCUCUGGGUCAGGCGCACAAGAGUUCCGGCUGAGGGAGAUGGAGAAGCAAGUGUUUUACUACAAGAAGCUUAGCAGAGACUUAAAGGGAAAGCUGAGACAGGCCACAGAGGAAGGCUGGAAAGACAGAUUUAGGGAACUACAAGACACGACCCAACCACAAGCAAAGCCAAGCCUCCCAGCCAAGCCUGACGCCCCACCACACCACCACCACCACACGCACCACCGCCCCCUGCUGCCCACCCAGCCCACCGCGCCCACCCUGCCGCGGCGAACUAGGCUCCAGGCAGCAGAACAGGCGGCCCACCACCCCGUCCCGCACACCAGGGUGACCAGAGAGAAGAACAAAAUUAUUAUACAUCAAAAGUCAGACCGGCAGGGUGGAAAAUCGAAGUCAGAGAUGUGUGCUGUGCUAAUAGGGGUGGUAACUGGGGUGCUGUUUCUCCUCAUAUACGCACUGCUGCAAAUGCCUUAGGACCUGGACAACGCUCUCAGGUAGCACAGUAUGGUACGCCAUCAGCCCUGUGCCUCCAAUACCGCACCCACAACAGACUCUUACCAUCAGGAACGCCAGUCUCCCCCUCCCAGGCCACGCCAUUCAUACCACCCCAGCCUCGCCCUUCCGCAGGAGAGACUCAGGGUUAAGGGAUCAGCAGAGACUCCCGUCUGAAAGUGGAAGUUUGAAACUCUGUCUACGGGAUUGUUUGAGUCUCCCCUUUAAUUUCACUUGGUUUUCUUUGGUUGUUUAUGUUUUGUUUGCGUUUUCUUUAUGUGGUGGAGAUUUCAACAUGUGAGGUGUUUAAUUUCAAGUUUUUUUUUUCCUUCGUUUUCUUUUUUCUUUUUUUAUUUGUUCUUUUUAACUGUUGUUUGUUUGUUUAUCAUUAUUACUAUUCUUCUUCUUCUUCUUCUUCUUCUUCUUCUUCUUCUUCUUCUUCUUCUUCUUCUUCUUCUUCUUCUUCUUCUUCUUCUUCUUCUUAUUAUUAUUAUUAUUAUUAUUAUUAUUAUUAUUAUUAUUAUUAUUAUUAUUAUUAUUAUUAUUAUUAUUAUAGUCUCUUCAGUUCCUUUCUCUUUUAAUAAUAAUAUGUAAGUGCUUAUUUUACUU